AUGCUGCUGGCUAUGGUCAAAGAUGACUGGGAAUACCCGUCAACAACAGUCAAAGACAACAAUGGCAUACCACGCCGAGAACCACUGGGCUACCGACUGCGCGAUGAGUCUCUCUCCGACAUUGAUGCCGAAGAGAGGGCAGCGGUCAAGCACCGCGCAAAAGCGGAUCCGUACAGAUUCGAGAAUCCCGAUGCCGUGGGCAACCUGAUCGCCGAGCGCAAGCGCAAACGGCGGAAGGUUGUUGAAGAAGAAUUGAAAUGGAACGAAGGUCUAAAGACAUGGACGAAUCGCCGCGACGCCUGGACGGGAGCCGUCAAGCAGAAACCUUCCGAACCGGCGCGGCCGGCACCCAAGAAAAAGACAGACCGUCCUUCGGGGAUCUUUCGUCGCCAUACAUCGCACUCGUCAGGGAGCUGGCCGGCCAGUCCGACCAUGCCGACCCCCGAAUCCAGCUCGAUCGAGAGUGUCGACGAGGGAGUCGAGAAACCAGACGGACCCUGGCUGCCGAUAUUCCAACCGAUCAUGCCGUCCGAUGAUGUGAUUCGCGACCGCAUCAAGCCGCAGGCCUACCCGACCAUCUACAGUAAGAUUGUGGUGCAAGGGCUAGCACCCAACGUGCCCAUCCCGCUCAAGCACAUGAUCCCAGCACUUGUCGAGGGCUGGAAAUCAGAAGGCAAUUGGCCGCCGCAGCCUGCCUCCAUGGCGCCGCAGGAUCUUAAGAAAGGCCGUAGAUCGUCUACGUUUGCAAAGUGGAGGAAGGAACACCAUCAUGACUCCCGUGCUGCGGAGCAUGUUCAUGGCGGCGAGGAUGGGCGGUCCAGGGUGCGGAGGAGUAUCAGUAUGAUGAAGCGGGUGAUGGGUGUGGGUCCGGGCGAGGAGGAAUUGGAUGAUCUGGGCAUCGAGUUCCGUGAACAGGAUGAGGAUGAGAUGGCGAAGAACGUCACACUUAAUAAGGGGCUCUUGGAGCAAUAA
Molecule: messenger RNA, 972 nt
Organism: Exophiala viscosa
Lineage: Eukaryota; Fungi; Ascomycota; Eurotiomycetes; Chaetothyriales; Herpotrichiellaceae
Exons: 1
Coding region: 1-972 (323 amino acids)
Source: RefSeq, a predicted model, not a curated record